AUGCAGGCUGAUGCACUUGAUGAGUUCACCGGUGGAGUUAUACUGGUGAGUCAUGAUUCUAUUCUGAUAUCGCGUCUGUGCGAGGAUGAAGAGAAGAGUGAAAUUUGGGGUGUUGAAGAUGGUACCGUGAGGGCCUUCCCUUGGACUUUCGAGGAAUACAAGGAGCUACAAAGCUUGCAAUUUUUCCGAAAGAAAAGUUUUGCUGAUUGCAUAUUAAGAUUUUCCAUGAAUAUGCUUGGCUUGCUUAGCAUCCUUGACAAAAGUUGGAGAAACUUGGGGGUUAAAAAAUUUGACAUUUCUUGGGAAAGCUUAAUCGCAGCAGAUCAGAUCUCUUGGACCGCUAGGCCAUACUUCAAAUAG
Messenger RNA from Prunus armeniaca (apricot), 360 nucleotides. NCBI's taxonomy places the organism in Eukaryota, Viridiplantae, Streptophyta, Magnoliopsida, Rosales, Rosaceae. The record is from the annotation of a GenBank genome assembly.